GAAGUGGAGAACUAUAUGGACCAUCGUUUACUGCUGGAGAUAUUAUCGGAUGUUGCUUAAAUUUUAGAGAUAAGACUGUAUUCUUCACGAAAAACGGAGUACAUCUGGAUGUAUGGAAUAGAGCUUUAUAUGAAUUUGAUAGUCAACAGAAGAUAGAUGAUUUCGAAGAUCUUAAAAAGUUAUCGAAAAAUGAGACAAAUUUCUAUCAAUAUCAAGCCAAGGCCUGUUUAAUUUUGGGCAGAUAUAAUGAAGCACUUGAAUCUUUAACAACGAUAUUGAAUAUCGAUAAAAUUGACACAUUUGCACUAAAGUAUCGAGCUGAAAUUUAUUACUUAAUGAAAAAAUAUAAGGAAUCGUUGGCUGAUUUAGAAAAUUUGCUAAAGAUUAAAAAAAAUAAUACGUGGGCAAUGGAGGUCCGCAAACAUAUUUUUAUGAAACGGUGA
Cetraspora pellucida is the source of this 443-nucleotide messenger RNA. NCBI's taxonomy places the organism in Eukaryota, Fungi, Glomeromycota, Glomeromycetes, Diversisporales, Gigasporaceae. The record is from the annotation of a GenBank genome assembly.